Eimeria acervulina is the source of this 2048-nucleotide messenger RNA. Its product is annotated as chromodomain helicase DNA binding protein, putative. NCBI's taxonomy places the organism in Eukaryota, Apicomplexa, Conoidasida, Eucoccidiorida, Eimeriidae. The annotation marks the transcript as partial. The record is from RefSeq and is a predicted model, not a curated record. The transcript has 4 exons.
CGUUUGGACGGUACGAUGGCGAAGGAAGUGCGUCGCAAGGCGAUGGAGCAGUUUAAUGCUAAGUUCGCCGUUCCACCUCCUUCUUAUCCAUAUCCUGCUGCUUCACCUCGUUAUCCUGCUCUUCCUGCUGCUGCUCGUUAUGCUCGUUAUGCUGCUGCUGCUGCUGCUCGUUAUGCUCGUUAUGCUGCUCGUUAUGCUGCUGAUGCUCGUUAUGCUCGUUAUGCUGCUGCUGCUCGUUAUGCUCGUUAUGCUGCUGCUGCUCGUUAUGCUCGUUAUGCUGCUCUUUAUGCUCGUCAUGCUGCUGCUGCUGCUGCUCGUUAUGCUGCUGCUGCUCGUUAUGCUGCUGCUCGUUAUGCUCUUUAUGCUGCUGCUGCUGUUGCUCGAUAUGCUGCUGGUUAUGUUGAUGCUGCUGUUGCUGCUGCUGAUUAUGUUGAUAAUGCUGGUGGUGCUGUUAAUCAUACUGGCCUGAACAAACGCAGCGUAGACUGGGGUAGCAGCAGCAGCUUAUCUGGAGGCAGCAGCAGCGGGGGCGUGUCUUUCUCUCGAGAAGACUUGAGCAAAAUUUUGAAGUUCGGAGCCACGAAGCUGUGGAAUCAAAGUAAACCGAAAGGCUGCGAGGAUGAGAGCAGCAGCAGCAGCAGCAGCAGCAGCAGCAGCAGCAGCAAUAGUGGUGGUGACGGUAGUAGUAGUAGUAGUAACGGUGAUGGGGGUAGUGGUGCUGCUGCAGCAGGUGCAGCAGGAGAAGGAGAUGGGUUCGGAGAGUUUGCUGCAGCAGCAGCAGCAGCAGAAAAACCGGCAGCAGAGGUAGAUCUUGAUACAAUUUUAGCAGAAGCAGAAGUAACAGUAACAGAGUCAUCAGAGAGAGGGGUUGCUGAUGCUUUGCUUUCAUCAUAUCAAAAUAUACAGGAGUUUAAAUAUGAGCCUUCAAACCAUGCUGCUGCUGCUGCUGCUGCUGCUGCUGCUGGUGCUGCUGCUGCUGAGGAGGAAGAUGAUGCAGAGUUCUGGGCUCAGUGUAUACCUUCAAAUGAACGAACUAAAUUUAAAAGACAAACAGAAGAUAAAUUAAUUAUUCAUGGGAAGAGAAAGACGAGAAAUGCUUUAUUUGCUUGGAGUCUUAGCAGCAGCAGAGGCGACGAUAGCCCCGAUGCUGCAGCAGCAGCAGCAGCAGGUAGCAGCAGCAGCAGUUAUAACGCUGGAGGAUCGGCGUUUCAUCCAGGAGGAUCUUCAUUAGGCGAGGGAGAUGAUGGGGCAGCAGCAGCAGCAGCAGCAGCUGCUGCUGCUGCUGCUGCAGGAGGUGCAGCAGCAGCAACACGAGGCCGAAGAGGAAGGCGACCUCGUCUUCUUAACCCUACGCAGCUAACUCCUAAGGAGCAGCAUCGGCUGUAUAGAGCGCUGCUACGAUAUGGAUGCAUAGACAGACGGAUGGAUGAUAUUGUUAAUGAUGCGAAGCUACAGCGUGUCUCUGCUGCUGUUGUUGCUGCAGCAGCGCAGCAGAUCAUUGCUGCUUGCAGAGAAAGGCUCAGUCAACCCGCAUCCAAACCCCCUACAGCAGCAGCAGCAGCAGCCUCUACUGUUGCUAAGAAACAAAAAAAUAAAGAUGAUGAAGAUGAAGACGAAGAAAACGAACAGAUGCUCAGACCCAAAGAAGAAGAAGACGCCAGAGAGGGUCGUUCAUACUUUACGCAGAUAGGAGACACGCGAGUAAACGCUUGGGAUCUGAUGGAGAGGCUGCAGCUGCUGAAGCUGCUGCACGAUGUCUUUGAAGAGCAGCAUCCUCAUUGUGCUGCUCCUUGGAGGCUGCCGACUGGGCCUUUGUCAGCAGAAUAUACCGGCCUACAGCAGCAGCAGCAGCAGCAGCAGCAGCAAGAGCAGCAGCAGCAGCAGGGUACAGGAGAUGGAACGGGUAUCGCAGCGAAUCUGCAGCAGCAGAAUGAUCCUAAUGCUGCUGCUCUUGCUCCAGCAGCACCAGAUGCUGCUGCUGCUGCAGCAACUGAUGUUACUCCAGCAGAAGCGGAGGCUGCAGCAACCGCAGAGGCAGCAGCAGCAGC